Molecule: messenger RNA, 1085 nt
Organism: Cloeon dipterum
Lineage: Eukaryota; Metazoa; Arthropoda; Insecta; Ephemeroptera; Baetidae
Product: protein obstructor-E-like
Exons: 5
Coding region: 10-765 (251 amino acids)
Cellular component (GO): extracellular region
Molecular function (GO): chitin binding
Source: RefSeq, a predicted model, not a curated record
UUGGUUAAGAUGUGCACACCGAAGACCCUCAGUGACCCAUCACACUCGUCCUCUUACUUUUUUCUCGCAAAACAACCAUUCAGUCGCUGCUCCUCUGCCAGAAUGUACACAAUGGACAGAAUCUGGAUUCCCAUCAUCAUAGGUUUCAUCUGUGUUUGCGCACAGCAAUGCCCCGAGAGAAACGGGAGGUUCGCAGAUCCGCGGCAGUGCGACAAGUAUGUUGAAUGUCAGGAAGGAGAGGCGACUGAAAAACUUUGCCCCGACGGCCUGCUCUUCAACCCCAAGGUCGGGCUGUUCGGUUAUCCUUGCGGCUACCCCAAAGAUGUCGACUGCACAGGGAGGGAGGCUACUCAGCCUCCACAGCCUACCUCAGAGUGUCCACACCAGUUUGGUUACUUCAAGAUAGGUGACGCUGCUAAUUGUGGACAGUUUAUGAACUGUGCCGAUGGAAGGGGAUACGUCUUUGACUGUCCAGAAGGCUUGGCCUUCGACUCGACUAAUUACCAGUGCAACUGGCCUGACCUUGUCGACGACUGCAACACUGAAGAGUUUUUGGGAUUCUCGUGCCCCGAAGAAAAGGUCAGCAGUUUGGGUCCUGUUGGAUUUGGCGGCUUCAAUUCAUUCCGCUCGCCUGACGGUGACUGCACGCGCUUCUUCAUCUGCGAGAAUGGCCGGCCGAGACUGUUCAGAUGUGGAGUCGGCAGGGCUUUCAACGAAUUCAUUGGAACUUGCGAUGGAGCCGAGAACGUUACCGGAUGUGCGUAAUCUCCAGAGGAAGAGUUGAAUAAUGAAAGACUUGUCUGUCCAACUAUGUCACAUUUAUUUCUCAUUUGUGUCCUUUCAAAAAUACAAAAUCAUUUGUAAUCAACAAUUAUUUUAGCGACAUGCAUUCUGUAUCAUCAUCAUUCGCGUACAAGUUAAGGGGUGUAGUACAUAAUACUCAACAAAAAUUAAAUUACUUCAUCAGAGUCGAACUAUUUACAAUAAGCAACAAAAUGUGUUUUGGAAGAUGAUUAUGAUGUAACUCUAAACUGUACAAGCUGGCGGUGGAAAAAAUAAAUUAAAAGCAUAUACUUCACAAAUGA